AUGGAAAUGAAGAUGAUUGAUGCCGCUAGUGGAGGGGCUCUUGCGAACAUGACUCCCCAAAGAGCUAAGGAAUUAAUUUCGACUAUGACUGUAAAUUCUCAACAGUAUCGACUACUUAUGGGACCUACCAGAAGGGUUCAUGAGCUAAGUACUCCUUCCGUAGUAAAUAAAAUUGAUGAACUUAAUAAUGUGGUUAAAAAUAUGCUUGUAGGACAAACGAACCCAGCUCGGUUGUACGGGAUUUGUGCUAAGCUUGAUCAUCCUACCAACUUGUACCCAAUUUUACUUGAAGACACAACCGUACAAGUAGAUGCCGUUGGGAACUUUCUAGGGUCACCUCAAAGGUGUUACGAUCCAUAUUCAAACACAUACAAUACAGGGUUAAGGGAGCACCCGAACUUGAGCUAUGGAUCGAACCCAAAAUGCAAUCAACCAUAUCAACCAAGACCACCUACGCCUCAACAGUAUCAACCUUCAAAGUCAUCUCUUGAAGCCAUAGUAGAGAGGUUAGCCGUUAGCAUCGAAAAGUUCCAAAAAAAGACUGAAGUACAUUUUCAAGAACUAGAUCAACAAAUAAGUAAGCUAGCACUUACGGUUAGUCGUUUGGAGAACCAAGAAAAAUUGUCAUCUCAAACCGAGCCGAACCCACAUCAAAAUGCAAGUGUUAUGAUUGUAAAAGAUGGAAAAGAGUCAGAACUAGUGCCUGGCACGAGUCGUAACCACGAUGUUGAACAGGAAGCUGAACCAGCAGCUCCCACUAAUACGGCACCUCAUAAACCAUUUGUUGUACCUCCCCUAUGCCCUGGAAGGCUCGCCCAAAUUAAAAAGGAAUGA
Molecule: messenger RNA, 834 nt
Organism: Gossypium raimondii (Peruvian cotton)
Lineage: Eukaryota; Viridiplantae; Streptophyta; Magnoliopsida; Malvales; Malvaceae
Exons: 1
Coding region: 1-834 (277 amino acids)
Source: RefSeq, a predicted model, not a curated record